Molecule: messenger RNA, 3609 nt
Organism: Oppia nitens
Lineage: Eukaryota; Metazoa; Arthropoda; Arachnida; Sarcoptiformes; Oppiidae
Exons: 21
Coding region: 1-3609 (1202 amino acids)
Biological process (GO): peptide catabolic process; proteolysis
Molecular function (GO): metallodipeptidase activity
Source: RefSeq, a predicted model, not a curated record
AUGUCAAAUUUAGUCCAAACAACCACAACAUUUGAUCCGAUAAUAUGUGAAUCAUUGCCUAAACUAACUAACAAUAAAAUCCGUCAACAAAUCAGCAACAUUUCACCCGAUAUCCAGAAAAUCAUCAAAUAUGUGGUCAACGGUCCCGAUAGUGGCGUAACAUAUGAUGAAUUGGCAAAAUUUGUCGACCAGUUUGGCCCACGAUUUACGGGAACUGCUAGUCUCGAGUCGUCUAUCGACUAUAUGGUUGACCGAUUGAAACGGGAACGACAUGAUAAAGUUUAUACGGAAAAUGUUACCGUUCCUGUCUGGAUACGUGGCAAGGAAUGGGCACAAAUGGUUAGUCCACAUAUCAAACAGUUAAACAUAUUGGGUUUGGGCUCAAGUGUCGGUACCAAUGGUCAAGUACUUACCGGUAAUGUUAUAGUUGUCAAAACAUUUGAUGAACUAAAAAGGCGAUCCCAUGAAGUCCGGGGAAAGUUUGUUGUCUAUAACUAUGAUUUUGUUAGCUAUAGAGUAUCCGUUGAAUACAGAGAACAUGGAGCCAGUCGUGCGGCACAGUUCGGUGCUAUCGGUGUUUUUAUCCGAUCGGUGACACCGUUUUCAAUCUAUUCACCGCAUACUGGAGCACAAACUUUCGAUAAUAAUAAUAAUGUACGGAAAAUACCGGCCGUCAGUAUUACCGUAGAAGACUCGGAACUGUUUGGUCGACUGGCCGGACGUGGUAUCAACAUUACGGUCAGUCUAUCAAUGGAGGCCCAUAUGAAUGGUGUGGCCGUAUCGAGGAAUACUAUCAGCGAGAUUACCGGUUCAAACAAACCGGAUGAGUUAGUACUAGUAUCGGGUCAUCUGGACUCAUGGGACGUAGGACAGGGAGCCAUGGAUGACGGCGGCGGUGCAUUCAUAUCGUGGCGGGCACUGUCGGUCAUCAAAAAACUUGGUCUCCGUCCCAAACGUACUGUAAGAUCGGUGCUGUGGACCGAUGAGGAAACGGAUUAUAGUGGUGUUAAACAAUACAUACAGAUUGACUUUUUGGUCGGUAAAGGUGUUCCCGGCGGUAGUCUCGACACUCGAAACCAAAAAUAUUUUUAUUUUCAUCACACGGACGGCGAUACUAUGACUGUCCAGAAUCGGCGCGAUCUGGACCUGUGUACGGCUGUAUGGGCGUCAAUUGCCUACGGAUUGGCCUCAAUUGAUGACCAAUUGCCCCGAUAUGGCGUAACAUAUGAUGAAUUGUCAAAAUUUGUCGACCUGUUUGGCCCACGAUUUACGGGAACUGCUAGUCUCGAGUCGUCUAUCGACUAUAUGGUUGAUCGAUUGAAACGGGAACGACAUGAUAAAGUUUAUACGGAAAAUGUUACCGUUCCUGUCUGGAUACGUGGCAAGGAAUGGGCACAAAUGGUUAGUCCACGUAUAAAACAGUUAAACAUAUUGGGUUUGGGCACAAGUGUUGGUACCAAUGGAUCAGUACUUACCGGUAAUGUUAUAGUUGUCAAAACAUUUGAUGAACUAAAAAGGCGAUCCCAUGAAGUCCGGGGAAAGUUUGUUGUCUAUAACAAUGAUUUUGUUAGCUAUGGUGUAUCCGUUCAAUACAGAGAACAGGGAGCCAGUCGUGCGGCACAGUUCGGUGCUAUCGGUGUUUUGAUCCGAUCGGUGACACCGUUUUCAAUCUAUUCACCGCAUACUGGCCAACAAACUUACGCUAAUAAUAAUAUACGGAAAAUACCGGCCGUCAGUAUUACCGUAGAAGAUGCCGAACUGUUUGGUCGAUUGGCUGGCCGUGGUAUCAACAUUACGGUCAGUCUAUCAAUGGAGGCCCAUAUGAAUGGUGUGGGCGUAUCGAGGAAUACUAUCAGCGAGAUUAUCGGUCCAACUAAACCGGAUGAGGUAGUACUAGUAUCGGGUCAUCUGGACUCAUGGGACGUAGGACAGGGAGCCAUGGAUAACGGCGGCGGUGCAUUCAUCGCAUGGCGGGCACUGUCGGUCAUCAAAAAACUUGGUCUACAACCGAAACGUACUGUACGAUCGGUGUUGUGGACCGGCGAGGAAAUGGGUCUCAUAGGUGCUCAACAAUACACACAGAAACAUAUCAAUGAGUUAAACAAAAUAAGUAUAGCUAUGGAGUCAGAUAUGGGAACGUUUAGACCGACAGGUAUUAGCUAUUGGGGCCAAAACCCGACCGCACAGUGUAUUGUCAAUGAAUUACUGAAAACAUUGAAACCCAUAAACGCUACUCAGUUAAGUGUUCCCGGCGGUAGUCUCGACACUCGAAACCAAAAAUAUUUUUAUUUUCAUCACACGGACGGCGAUACUAUGACUGUCCAGAAUCGGCGCGAUCUGGACCUGUGUACGGCUGUAUGGGCGUCAAUUGCCUACGGAUUGGCCUCAAUUGAUGACCAAUUGCCCCGAUAUGGCGUAACAUAUGAUGAAUUGUCAAAAUUUGUCGACCUGUUUGGCCCACGAUUUACGGGAACUGCUAGUCUCGAGUCGUCUAUCGACUAUAUGGUUGAUCGAUUGAAACGGGAACGACAUGAUAAAGUUUAUACGGAAAAUGUUACCGUUCCUGUCUGGAUACGUGGCAAGGAAUGGGCACAAAUGGUUAGUCCACGUAUAAAACAGUUAAACAUAUUGGGUUUGGGCACAAGUGUUGGUACCAAUGGAUCAGUACUUACCGGUAAUGUUAUAGUUGUCAAAACAUUUGAUGAACUAAAAAGGCGAUCCCAUGAAGUCCGGGGAAAGUUUGUUGUCUAUAACAAUGAUUUUGUUAGCUAUGGUGUAUCCGUUCAAUACAGAGAACAGGGAGCCAGUCGUGCGGCACAGUUCGGUGCUAUCGGUGUUUUGAUCCGAUCGGUGACACCGUUUUCAAUCUAUUCACCGCAUACUGGCCAACAAACUUACGCUAAUAAUAAUAUACGGAAAAUACCGGCCGUCAGUAUUACCGUAGAAGAUGCCGAACUGUUUGGUCGAUUGGCUGGCCGUGGUAUCAACAUUACGGUCAGUCUAUCAAUGGAGGCCCAUAUGAAUGGUGUGGGCGUAUCGAGGAAUACUAUCAGCGAGAUUAUCGGUCCAACUAAACCGGAUGAGGUAGUACUAGUAUCGGGUCAUCUGGACUCAUGGGACGUAGGACAGGGAGCCAUGGAUAACGGCGGCGGUGCAUUCAUCGCAUGGCGGGCACUGUCGGUCAUCAAAAAACUUGGUCUACAACCGAAACGUACUGUACGAUCGGUGUUGUGGACCGGCGAGGAAAUGGGUCUCAUAGGUGCUCAACAAUACACACAGAAACAUAUCAAUGAGUUAAACAAAAUAAGUAUAGCUAUGGAGUCAGAUAUGGGAACGUUUAGACCGACAGGUAUUAGCUAUUGGGGCCAAAACCCGACCGCACAGUGUAUUGUCAAUGAAUUACUGAAAACAUUGAAACCCAUAAACGCUACUCAGUUAAGUGUUCCCGGCGGUAGUCUCGACACUCGAAACCAAAAAUAUUUUUAUUUUCAUCACACGGACGGCGAUACUAUGACUGUCCAGAAUCGGCGCGAUCUGGACCUGUGUACGGCUGUAUGGGCGUCAAUUGCCUACGGAUUGGCCUCAAUUGAUGACCAAUUGCCCCGAUAG